GCCACAAAGAGAUUGCAAUCUAAAUUGUAGCAGAACUGCAUUUAAAAAGUAUUUAUACAUUUUAUUAAAUAUUAUUUAAUUCUGUUUAGCAGGUCUGAUAAUACCAGUUAUUGAGCUAUUUGUUCUCUUUUCUAACUUCCCCUUUCUGCAGGCACACCCUCCCUCCUUAUAAAAGCCUACCAGCCAAGGUCAUUACCACAAAAUUUAGAAGUGUAAAUGACAAUUGUACUUUCUUCUUUGUAUAGCUGAGUUGUGUGGUUGAUGUGAGCAAUAUGGCAGAAAGCCACGAAGAAGAUUAUUCUAGCUACUACGUAGAUACAGCACUUCCAGAGAUCCCAGAGGAAGCCGCUCCGUGCAGUUACCAUGUGACCAGCAGAUUCAACCAGUGGUUCAUCCCAGUUACCUUCUUGCUUGUGUUUGUACUGGGCCUUAUAGGGAAUGGACUGGUCCUCUAUGUCUUGAAGAGCAGGCGUUGCUCCUGGCAUUUAUCCGACCACUAUUUGUUCCAUUUGACUCUGUCCGACCUUCUCCUAGGACUUACUUUACCUUUCUGGGCAACACAGUAUGCCUAUGGGUGGGUCUUCAGUUCUAUACCAUGUAAGCUGGUCGGAGCUCUUUUCUCCAUUAACAUGUACAGUAGCAUUUUCUUCUUAGCCUGUAUUGGACUGAACCGCUACUUUGCCAUUGUCCAUGCAGUGGAGCUCCAUAGAAAGCAAAGACCCAUCCACACAUUCCUAAUCUGCGCUGUUGUAUGGGCCACCUCAUGCUUGCUCUCAUUACAAGAGUUUUACUUCCGGGAUGUGGAUUUUGUUGAACAAUCAAAAGCACAUUCUUGCCAUUACAAGUUCAAUCCAGAAACUGCUGAUACUUGGAGGACUACCCUUCGGUUUAUUAACCUCAGCCUAGGAUUCCUUCUUCCACUGUUCCUUAUGUUCUUCUUCUACAGCAGGAUAUUUUGUACUCUUCGAAGGUCCAGACAUGGUCACUCUUACCGAUCACAAGUGGUCAUUGUGGUGCUGUUGUUUGUCUUUGUGCUCUGCUGGGGUCCCUACAAUACAUUCUUGCUUAUUGAUAGCCUACAAAGGUUGGGUGUCAUUGGCCCAAAUUGUUCAUUAUUUAAGAAACUGGACAUAGGACUGACAGUCACAGAGACUUUAGGACUUUCCCAUGUGUGCCUGAACCCUUUUGUUUAUGCUUUCGUUGGAGUUAAAUUCAAGAGUGAGCUUUCAAGACUCUCUAAAAGAGUUUCAGGGAAGGUUGUAAGCUCUGGGUUCACGGGAAGCAAAGAGGAAUCAGGAGUCAUACAAACAAACAAUUCAUAUACUAGAGUCUUUUGAACUACAUUUAUUAUGUUUUUAUGCUUUAAUGUUUGCUGCUCUGCCUAUUAAGGUGGAACAUGGUUUAACAUGACAGAACAAUACAUCAAAUACGUGUUCACAGCACUUAGUGACUCUUCAAUUACAUAGAGCUUCAAUGGACUAUAUAAUAGGCCAAGAUUAUUGUAUUGGCAUUACUAAGCAUUCCACGCUACUUGCGAUAGUCUCACAAUGUGUAUUGUAAAAAUAAUUUUUAGUGCUAAAAUUCAGAUUGUAGAUUAAACAAUGGCAACACUGUCUGUAAGUA
This is a messenger RNA of Xenopus laevis (African clawed frog), 1623 nucleotides long. RefSeq names its product C-X-C chemokine receptor type 3-2. NCBI's taxonomy places the organism in Eukaryota, Metazoa, Chordata, Amphibia, Anura, Pipidae. The coding region runs from base 273 to 1337 and encodes 354 amino acids. The transcript has 2 exons. The record is from RefSeq and is a predicted model, not a curated record.